This is a messenger RNA of Monomorium pharaonis (pharaoh ant), 1390 nucleotides long. It is a transcript of the gene Hsc20, whose product is annotated as iron-sulfur cluster co-chaperone protein HscB. Bases 423 to 1157 code for a protein of 244 amino acids. Lineage: Eukaryota; Metazoa; Arthropoda; Insecta; Hymenoptera; Formicidae. Gene Ontology annotation, cellular component: mitochondrion. The record is from RefSeq and is a predicted model, not a curated record. Gene Ontology annotation, molecular function: ATPase activator activity; protein-folding chaperone binding. The transcript is spliced from 4 exons. Gene Ontology annotation, biological process: protein complex oligomerization; [2Fe-2S] cluster assembly.
GAGAAACAAAACGAAAUUCGGUCAUCAUAAGCGGUCGUUACGUGAGCCCCGCGCUCUCUUCCCCUCUCUCCCUACCUCCCGAGCUACCUCGUUCCUUCCCACCGUAAGAUCUCCAAGCUCCAAGUGCUCCGACUGUUCGCGGCUCCGUCGAGUUCCGUUGAUGAUCUCGCGGAACAUAGACGGAUCUUGACGGACUCUGCCUUCGGAAAGCUUGGUGAGCAGGGUGGUCCGAGGGAAGUCUGAGGAUCCGGCUGUCGCGAUUGAUCCUUCGCUGAUCGUGUCCGGAGCAGCAGUGACUCGAGCGAUCGAGAUCGUUAUUUGCAAAGUAAUAAUUUGUAUAUAUAUAUAUUACGAUUGUAUAGAUUACAUCUUUAAAGAAAGAUCUCGGGAACGGAGGAGAUUAGAAAGAAGAAUCUGGAAAAAUGUUCUUGUUGAGGGUCAUCAGAAAAUCUAUGACAAUUAAGCAGCAGAGUAAAUUGUAUUCAUAUCACGCGUCAUCAAGGGCUGCAUCAGUUCAUCCCACUCUACCUUUAGGCUUUCUGCGAUUCUGCAGCGACAGUCCACCCAAGUGCUGGAAUUGCGACUAUGUGUACAAGUCCGAUCUAUUUUGCUCGAAGUGUAAAAUGUUACAGGAAUUGCCACAGAAUCUGAACUAUUUCGAAAUUCUGGGGAUCAAAAGAAAUUACAACGUGGCAAAUGAGGAAAUACACAAAAAAUAUAGAGAACUGCAGAAAAUGUUGCAUCCCGAUAAGUUUGGUAACAAAUCCGAGAAAGAAAGGCAAAUCUCAGAGAAGUUGUCGUCUCUAAUAAAUAAGGCUUACAGUACAUUGACGCAUCCAUUAAAAAGAGGAUUGUAUAUGUUGCAAUUAAAAGGUAUAUCAAUACCAGAAGGUACCACUAGCUUGAAUCCAGACUUUCUUAUGGAGAUUAUGGAACGUAAUGAAGAGAUAGAAAAUGCGAUAGAGGACAAAGAUAAGGUCUUGAAACUGGCCAAAGAAUCUAAGGAAUUGCUCGAUACAUUGUCAAAGCAAGUGGCAGAGGCGUUCAGUAAAGAAGAUAUUGAAACAGCAACAAAGAUUUUAAUAAAAAUGAAAUAUUAUGAUAGUGUAGAUAAUAGAUUAAAAAAACUGAAGCAUGAUUUAGGCGUAGUAGAAUAAAUAUAUUGUAACUUUUGCAAAAAAUAUUUUCUAUACACAAAAAGUUUUAAUAUCUUCUGUUGCUGUAUAAAAUGUAAAAAAUGUUCCUCUAUUUUAUAUAUGUAUAUAUAAAAUAACAUGUACAGAUUUUUAUUGAAUAGUUCUUAGAAUUUGUAUAUAUGUACAAUAUGUUUUAUCCCAUCAACAAAUUUGUUUACUUGUAACGAAUAUUUUAUUAAAUUUUUUAUCAAUUU